Molecule: messenger RNA, 1252 nt
Organism: Westerdykella ornata
Lineage: Eukaryota; Fungi; Ascomycota; Dothideomycetes; Pleosporales; Sporormiaceae
Product: DUF1753-domain-containing protein
Exons: 2
Coding region: 81-1079 (332 amino acids)
Biological process (GO): inositol phosphoceramide metabolic process
Cellular component (GO): Golgi membrane; inositol phosphoceramide synthase complex
Molecular function (GO): inositol phosphoceramide synthase regulator activity
Source: RefSeq, a predicted model, not a curated record
GUGCGCACCAGGACGAAACACACGCACACAAGGGAGCGCGCAACCCAGCGCACACCAGCUCCUGUUUCAAAACACCAACCAUGCCUCUCUCUCUCCUGGAGAUUCCGCGUCCGCGGACAUUCCUCCAUAUCCUCUCCCUCCGCACAGGCGCCGAAAUAAUCACGUACCUCCAACUGAUCAACAAAGUCUCCGGAUUCUUCGGACUCCUCGCGCUGCUAACAGGCGCCCAUCUCACCGCCCUCCAAUUAAGCAUGUACCUCUACUCCGCCCUCGCCUUCCUCGCCACGCUCCUCCUGGCAAAACACAUCAAACUGCAGACGCCGUUCCCGAACCUGCUCCUCGCGCACCUGUACGCUUUCGACUCGGUGGUGAAUGCGCUGUACACGGCCAUCUUCGGCAUCGCGUGGUUCUCCCUCCUGGCGCAACAUCCCGGCGACUCAAAAGCCCCCGGCGCAGCCACCAUCUCCGAAAACGCAGGCUUCACGAGUCCCCAGUUCAACGUGUCGAAAGUCGAAGUCAUCGCCGCGCCGGCGAGCGGUCUGCCAUCGGGCCAGGAAGCCGUAGCCGCCGGCGUCGGGGCGGGAGCUGCCAGCAGCGCGGGCUUGGGCGGUGCCGUGUUCCAGUCCGGCAGCAUCAUGAGUAUUUCCAUGAUUGUCGGGUUCUGGGCUCUCAGGGUGUAUUUCGUGUUUGUCAUGUUGGCGUUUGCGAGACAGUGCCUGCGGCAGCACAUUGCGACCACUGCGUCGGCCGGCUGGUACGAUUCCAACAUGCAGACGACGGCGGGGGCGGCGAAUCUCGCGGAGAAUCCGUUCGAGGAGGGGAAGGAGGAGGGGGCGGGGUUCAAGGGCAAGCUGGGAAGGAUUAUGCUGAAGGGUGCGCCUGUGUAUUGGCUCGGUGCGGAUGAGGGCGAGGACUGGAUGCGUGGGCUUGGAGGCAAGUUCCGCAAGGCGAGUAUUGGGUUGGAGGCUGGGCAGGGGGUGAAUGAGAGGGAGAGGAGACGGAGGUCGGGGACGGGGCCGCCGGCGCCACCGAGGGAGAUUAGGAUUCCUCAGUUGGCGGAUUUGCAGGAGGUGAGGUGAUGGGUGGUCUUGGUUGUUCUAUUGGAUUGGAUAUAUGGGGUUGUAAUUGCAGGCUUCAGGUGGCCGAGUUGGCACAGUGGGGAUGGGAACUCUGGUGCGUUUCGAGCGUUUGAGCAAUGCAUAGUAAUUAGAGUAGAGUCUGUACGAUACCAAUGAUGAUACAUGAACGCAAG